Molecule: messenger RNA, 374 nt
Organism: Acomys russatus (golden spiny mouse)
Lineage: Eukaryota; Metazoa; Chordata; Mammalia; Rodentia; Muridae
Product: NADH dehydrogenase [ubiquinone] 1 alpha subcomplex subunit 7-like
Exons: 1
Coding region: 1-342 (113 amino acids)
Biological process (GO): ATP synthesis coupled electron transport; mitochondrial electron transport, NADH to ubiquinone
Cellular component (GO): mitochondrial inner membrane
Source: RefSeq, a predicted model, not a curated record
AUGGCAUCCGCAACUCACAUAAUUCAGAAGCUGCAGAACUGGGUGUCUGGGCAAGACGUGCGGGUGAAGCUGCAGCUGUGCUACCAGGAGAUCGCCAGGCGGACCCAGCCACCUCCUAAGCUCCCUGUGGGCCUGAGUCACAAGCUGUCCAACAAUUACUACUGUACUCGUGAUGGCUGCUGGGAAGUUGUGCCUCCUUUAAUCAUCAUGUCUUCACAAAAGGCCCUGGUGUUAGGCAAGACAGCUGAGAGCUCUGCUGUUGAAGCCACCGAGAAAAAGGCAGUGACACUUGCUCCUCCCUUACAGAGGUGGGAGCUAUUGAAGGACCAGCCAUACCUGUGACCCUGCCCUAGGCUACCUUGCCUUGUCCCUGG